Molecule: messenger RNA, 2980 nt
Organism: Drosophila santomea
Lineage: Eukaryota; Metazoa; Arthropoda; Insecta; Diptera; Drosophilidae
Gene: Cad96Ca
Product: tyrosine kinase receptor Cad96Ca
Exons: 11
Coding region: 207-2537 (776 amino acids)
Biological process (GO): multicellular organism development; homophilic cell-cell adhesion; protein phosphorylation
Cellular component (GO): signaling receptor complex; membrane
Molecular function (GO): calcium ion binding; ATP binding; transmembrane receptor protein tyrosine kinase activity
Source: RefSeq, a predicted model, not a curated record
CAGUUGUCAGUGCGCAGAGUGGUUAAACGCAUCGCCGAUCGAGUCCCGCUCUGGGAUCGCCCCAUACGCAACCCGUGAAAGUUUGUGGAUACCAGUUUCAGUGGCUUUGUGUACGAUCUAUAUAUGUGAAAUUCAGCGAAAAUCCCACCCUAAAAUAAAAAUCCUCGGACAUCUGGCAGGCUGCCUUUUAGGCGGUUGAUUGCGCAAUGGUUUAUCACCAUCACAACCACGAAAGUCGGAUAAUACACUGCGGAAAACAAUUAACUACCUUACCGAGAAGGAGUCUGCUGUUGACCAGCAUUGUGGUCACAGCAGCAGUGCUCUCACUGAUUUCACAAGAAGCUGAGGCUCACAAUCAGAAUGCACCGCCGAUUCUGUAUGUUCGCGAACGCAACUGGCGCAUUUCGGAGACCGAGAAAGUUGGCCAGAUAAUCGAUAGAGUGCGGGCGGAGGAUCCGGAUGGCGAUGAUCUGAUAUUCGGAAUAGAGCCGCGAUUCAGUCUGCCUGGCGGUGAGAACGAUGCUAGUCCGCCGGAGAAAAUCCCCUUUCAAAUCGAUCGAGAAACGGGAGUGGUCACCCUCAACGAAAGUUUGGUGGGAAGGGCUGGUCAGAACUUUCUCAUCUAUAUAACUGUCACCGAUGGCUCCUAUACGGCAAAGAAUGAGGUCUUCAUCAAUAUCCUGGGCGAGCGGGAGAAUAGCUCCGGCUAUCGACCGCAGACAUCAAUUUCGAACGUGGUGCACAAUAUAUCGCAAUUCCUACCACGUUUCGACCAGCUGCCCGGUGUUCAAUCCAUCCGGAAUGGCCUGCCAAACAGCCGACCAGGAGGCAUUGGAUAUCCACCGGUGCCCCAGAACAAUAUAUUCGGUUCGCCGCCAUUCCACAACUUCUAUCCACCGCCACCGCCACCGAAUAUAAACGGCGUGCGGGAGGAGCAGAGUGCAGAAGAGGAGCAGCCGGAGGAGGAGGAGGUGACCCAUACAACACCGGGCAGAACCAGCUCCACCACGCCGAAGAGUCGCACCAAACUGACGCCGAUAGCUGGCAAUAAUUCAACGAGGGUCGAGUCCGCCAAUCCCGCAGAGACAACGACACCGAGUGGCGGCCAUCACAGUAACAGCACCAGUUCCAUCAACAUUUUCUCCCUCAAGUCCGGCACAAUUCCGAUUGUGGUGACCGUGGGCGGUUUCUUUGCCGCCAUCGCCGUGCUGCUGGCGUACUUGUGCCGCCGACGCCUGUGCGCCAUCAGCAGGACACUCAAGACGAGCAAGGAGAAGGAGGAGCUGGCCAAGAAGUCCAACCAGAGCCAGCUGAGCAGCACGCUGACCGACGACAGCCGCAACUCGAUGGUCAUGCAGCAGUGGCAAGGACCUGUGGCCUUCGCCAAUCGCUAUGUUCCUUGGGAGCGGGAUCAGCAGAUGGGCAUUGCAACGUCCCAGUUAUCAACAGGUGUCACCAGUGGCGCGGACUCCUCCGCCGGAGUGCCCAGUGCCGGGACAGGUGAGCCGGGCACCAAUCUGGGUCCGGGCUGCCUGACAGGUGGAGCAGGAAGUUCCGGCGCCACGGAGAACGCUUUUGCCGGCGAGGCCAACGGCGACCGCUGGGAAUUCCCCAGAUACCGAUUGAAGUUCUUCAAUAUUUUGGGCGAGGGAGCCUUCGGACAAGUUUGGCGCUGCGAGGCCACCAACAUAAAUGGCACCGAAGGCAUUACAACAGUGGCUGUGAAGACUCUAAAGGAAAGUGCCACCGAAGUGGAUCGCAAGGACCUUCUAUCCGAACUGGAGGUAAUGAAGUCGCUGGAGCCACACAUCAAUGUUGUGCACUUGCUGGGCUGCUGCACGGACAAGGAUCCCACAUUCGUGAUUCUGGAGUACGUGAAUCGGGGAAAACUACAAACCUAUCUACGCAGCUCACGCGCCGAAAGGCACUAUGGAAAUACUCAUGGAAAGUCAAAUGUACUAACGUCCUGCGACCUAACAUCCUUUAUGUACCAAGUAGCCAAGGGAAUGGAAUACCUAACAUCUCGUGGGAUUAUCCAUCGCGACUUGGCUGCCCGGAAUAUUCUCAUCACCGAUGAUCACACGUGCAAAGUGGCGGACUUUGGCUUCGCCAGAGAUGUAAUCACCUCGAAGAUUUAUGAAAGGAAAAGCGAGGGCAAGCUGCCCAUCAGAUGGAUGGCUACAGAGUCACUAUACGACAAUAUAUUCUCCGUAAAGUCGGAUAUCUGGAGCUUCGGCAUACUGAUGUGGGAAAUUGUGACCCUGGGAUCGACGCCCUAUCCUGGCAUAUCCGCAGCAGAUGUGAUGCGAAAGGUAAGGGAUGGGUAUCGCUUGGAGAAGCCGGAGCACUGUCGUCGCGAGCUGUACAACAUCAUGUACUACUGCUGGUCCCACGAUCCCCAGGAGCGUCCUUUGUUUGCGGAAAUAAUCCAGAUGCUGGACAAGCUGCUGCACACGGAGAUGGAUUACAUCGAACUCGAGCGCUUCCCCGAUCACAACUACUACAACAUCGUUAGUCUAAGUGGUGAAAAGUUGUAGGUCUACUCAAUUCACUGAACCCGAACCCCAAGAGCUUUAUUACCUCCAAAUGACUUUGAGAUCCCCUUUGGGAUCUAAUUGCAGUCCUGGCUCAGUAAGUUGAUACUCUUACUUGCGAGAAAGGGGUUUACACUGCCAUUACGAGUCGCACUGCAAGUGAAUGUGAGUGCAACUGUAUCUUUUGGAUAUCUGACAAGUCUGAGUGCCAAAGUGUGAGCUUCGGAUGUGAGAUGUACUUGUACCAUACGAAAGGGUUGAAUUCAAAGGCAGUUGUAAUUCCUCUUAAAUUCCAAGUUGAUUGCACAUGCAUGAGUGUGUGCGUUCGCGUUUUAUUUAUUUGACUUGUAUUAUGUACUUAAUUUAUCGACCGUGUAUAGAGUUAUAUGUGUAAUUUAUAUUAUUGUUAAACCGAAAGUGAACUAUAAAUAUAUACCUAAAACAGA